This is a messenger RNA of Morus notabilis, 4027 nucleotides long. RefSeq lists its product as uncharacterized. Gene Ontology annotation, molecular function: protein binding. The record is from RefSeq and is a predicted model, not a curated record. The transcript is spliced from 28 exons. The coding region runs from base 206 to 3820 and encodes 1204 amino acids. Lineage: Eukaryota; Viridiplantae; Streptophyta; Magnoliopsida; Rosales; Moraceae.
UUUGAGGGAAGAUCAGUCGAUAUAGGAGUAGUCCUCUCUUUGAUUUCUCUCUUAAGCAAUUAGCAGCAUAGCUAGGCUACCCAAUUGAAGAAGAGGAAGAAACAAAUCAUGCACGAAAAGAAUAAUCCAAUUCAUCCCAUUUUUGCGUCAGAUUUUCUUUUCACGAAUAGUUAGUUAACAAUUGUAAUCAUAAUCACACACAACAAUGGCGGACUCCUCCGGCACCACUCUCAUGGAUCUGAUCACGGCCGAUCCAUCCACCUUCUCCGCCGCCGCUUCUUCGUCGUCGUCCUCUUCCACGUCAUCAUCGACAUCUUCGUCUGCAGCUGCGGCUGCGGCGGUUUUGGGGCCGGCGACGGCGCUUGGGAAGCCGGCGGUGGAGAAGCGGUCGAAGAGAGCGUCGCUCCUCCAGAUCCAGAACGACACCAUUUCUGCCGCCAAGGCUGCUCUCAACCCCGUCCGUACUAAUAUGAAUAUCAACAUUAUCCCUAUCCCUCAGAAGCAGAAGCUCAAGAGCAAGAAGCCUGUUUCGUACUCUCAACUUGCCAGAAGCAUUCACGAGCUAGCUGCCUCUUCUUCACAGAGGCAGCUACUGAAUCAUGUGUUUCCAAAACUCGCCGUCUACAACUCAGUCGACCCUUCUUUGGCACCAUCUCUUCUCAUGUUGGAUCAGCAGUGCGAAGACAGGAGCGUUCUGCGAUAUGUAUAUUAUUACCUGGCUAGGAUUUUGUCUGAUACUGGGGCCCAAGGUGUGAGCUCCGGCGGUGGCAUUCCAACUCCGAACUGGGAUGCUUUGGCUGACAUUGACGCUGUUGGUGGGGUGACUAGAGCUGAUGUUGUGCCUAGAAUUGUAGCUCAACUCACAAAUGAGGCGUCAAAUGCUGAUGUCGAAUUUCAUGCACGAAGACUUCAAGCAUUGAAGGCUCUUACAUAUGCUCCAUCAAGCAACUCUGAAAUAUUGUCCAAAUUGUAUGAAAUUGUAUUUGGCAUCCUCGAUAAGGUCGCCGAUGCCCCACAAAAACGCAAGAAAGGUGUGUUUGGGACUAAAGGUGGUGACAAAGAGUUCAUCAUUCGGAGCAAUUUACAAUACGCUGCCCUAAGUGCUUUGAGAAGGCUUCCUCUGGAUCCAGGGAAUCCAGCAUUUCUGCAUCGAGCAGCACAGGGUGUCUCAUUUGCUGACCCUGUUGCUGUGAGGCAUUCGUUGGAAAUUCUCUCCGAGCUAGCUACAAGAGACCCCUACGCAGUUGCAAUGGCCUUAGGGAAACUUGCACAGCCUGGAGGGGCUCUGCAAGAUGUUCUGCACUUGCACGAUGUUCUUGCAAGAGUUGCAUUAGCUAGAUUGUGCCAUACAAUAUCCCGGGCUCGAGCACUAGAUGAGAGGCCUGAUAUUAAAUCUCAGUUCAACUCCGUGCUCUAUCAACUCCUUCUUGAUCCCAGUGAAAGGGUUUGUUUUGAGGCAAUCUUAUGCGUAUUGGGAAAGCAUGAAAAUGCAGAGAGGCCUGAAGAGCGAGCUGCUGGGUGGUUCCGUUUAACUAGGGAGAUUCUGAAGUUGCCUGAAGCACCGUCUCUGAAGGAAACCUCCAAAGAUAAAACUCAAAAGACAAGGCGUCCACAACCUCUUAUAAAGCUUGUAAUGAGAAGGCUGGAGAGUUCUUUCCGUAGUUUCUCCCGGCCAGUACUUCAUGCGGCAGCAAGAGUUGUGCAGGAGAUGGGGAAAAGUCGCGCAGCUGCAUUUGCUUUAGGCAUACAGGACAUUGAUGAAGGGGUACAUAUUAAUGCAUUUGCUGAGUCAGCAGAUUCACACGAUUCAGAUAGUGCUGAAACUUCACAUUCUGAAAGUGUCCUGAGAACCUCCUCCAUAUCUAACGGAACUGGUGGCAAGGAUACGAUUGCAAGCUUGCUAGCAUCUUUGAUGGAAGUGGUGCGGACAACUGUAGCAUGUGAAUGUGUUUAUGUUCGAGCAAUGGUUAUUAAAGCUCUGAUCUGGAUGCAGAGUCCACAUGAUUCAUUCGAUGAACUGAAAUCCAUUAUUGCAUCAGAGCUUUCUGAUCCAUCUUGGCCAGCCACACUCCUAAAUGAUGUUUUACUUACGUUGCAUGCUCGUUUCAAGGCAACUCCAGAUAUGGCUGUCACUCUUCUUGAAAUUGCAAGGAUCUUUGCUACCAAAGUUCCAGGGAAGAUUGAUGCCGAUGUAUUACAACUACUGUGGAAAACAUGCCUCGUUGGAGCUGGUCCUGAUGGGAAGCACACUGCUUUAGAGGCAGUUACCAUAGUUCUUGACCUACCACCACCACAACCUGGCUCAAUGUUGGGGUUAACAUCUGUAGAUAGAGUAUCAGCAUCAGAUCCGAAGUCAGCUCUGGCAUUACAGAGAUUAGUGCAAGCGGCAGUAUGGUUUCUGGGAGAAAAUGCAAACUAUGCUGCUUCAGAAUAUGCCUGGGAAUCUACAACUCCUCCCGGCACUGCAUUGAUGAUGCUAGAUGCUGAUAAAAUGGUUGCUGCCGCUAGUUCUCGUAACCCCACUCUAGCUGGUGCAUUGACUCGACUCCAAAGGUGUGCAUUCAGUGGGAGCUGGGAGGUUAGAAUUAUUGCCGCUCAAGCUCUUACAACCAUGGCGAUUAGGUCUGGCGAGCCUUAUAGGCUACAGAUCUAUGAAUUCUUGCACACUUUAGCUCAGGGUGGUGUCCAGUCUCAACUAUCUGAGAUGCAUCUCAGUAACGGGGAAGAUCAAGGGGCCAGUGGCACAGGCCUUGGAGUUUUGAUCAGUCCCAUGAUUAAGGUUCUUGAUGAAAUGUAUAGAGCGCAAGAUGAUUUAAUCAAGGAUAUUCGUUACCAUGACAAUGCAAAAAAAGAAUGGACAGAUGAAGAACUCAAGAAACUAUAUGAAACCCAUGAAAGGUUGCUUGAUCUUGUUUCUCUGUUUUGUUACGUCCCUAGAGCAAAGUAUCUUCCUUUGGGGCCAAUAAGCGGAAAACUGAUUGGCAUCUAUCGCACAAAGCACAAUAUCAGUGCAUCAACUGGUUUGAGUGAUCCAGCUGUUGCUACUGGAAUUUCCGAUCUUAUCUAUGAAUCAUCUAAACCAGCACAUGCUGAGCCAGAUGCACUUGAUGACGACCUAGUAAAUGCAUGGGCAGCAAAUCUCGGUGAUGAUGGAUUGUUUGGAAAUAAUGCACCAGCCAUGAACAGGGUUAAUGAAUUUCUUGCUGGCGCUGGAACUGAUGCUCCUGAUGUUGAUGAAGAAAAUAUUAUCUCUAGACCUUCUGUUAGUUAUGAUGAUAUGUGGGCAAAGACACUUUUAGAGACUUCAGAAAUAGAGGAAGAUGAUGCAAGAUCUGGGUCAUCAUCCCCAGACUCGACGGGAUCAGUUGAAACUUCGAUAUCUUCUCACUUUGGAGGAAUGAACUACCCUUCACUCUUCAGUUCAAAGCCGGAGAGGUCAGGAGGAAGCAGAUUUAGCAAUCCGUCUACUGGCGGGCCCUCAUUAUACGAGGGUCUAGGUUCUCCUAUUAGAGAAGAGCCCCCGCCAUACUCAUCACCUGUCAGGCAAAGGUUUGAGUCAUUUGAGAAUCCUCUAGGUUCACGAGGGUCCCAAAGCUUUGGAUCUCAAGAUGAAGAGCGGUCAUCUUCUGGAAACCCACAAUACGGAACAGCCCUUUACGACUUCACCGCUGGUGGAGAUGACGAGUUAAACUUGACGGCAGGAGAAGAUGUCGAAAUUGAAUACGAAGUGGACGGCUGGUUCUACGUGAAGAAGAAACGCCCCGGCAGAGAUGGCAAAAUGGCGGGCCUCGUCCCCGUCCUCUAUGUCAAUCAGUCUUGAGUUGAUUUGAAGUGUGCUUGUUAGAGUUCAUUACUUCUGAAUAGCUGCGUUCAUCUUGCUUUUCCAAUACAUGCGGGGAAUCUCUAAACAAUCCACAUUUUUCGGAGCAGUGGAAAGUCACAUGAAGAAUCAACCAAAAUGUGUAUCUUUUUGUUAAUAAUUCUUUGGACAUCAGGCUUUUUUAAAUCUUUUUUUUUUUGUUUAUAC